UUCUACCUUACUUCAAAUCAAGGCAGUUCGCCUUUCAAUCACUUCCAUUCAAGUGGGAAAUACGAGAAUAGUAUUAGUAAGGCAGUUUUCAAGAGUCGACUUUUGAACCAGAUUGAUGCAAAUGGCAUUGUGAAAGUGGACUUUCCCUUGCGCCCCCCCCCCCCCCCACCCCCACCCCCCACCUAUGAAUACCACCUGACCCACAUGCAUGGAGGGCAAAGAAGAGAUCAGUGACACAGACAGUGGCAUCAUUCUCCACUCUGGCCCUGAUAGUCCUUUCACGAUUAUGAAGGACGUGAUCACUCAUACCCGGGCCGUCAAGCUCAAGCAUCAGUCUCUGGAGGACCGGCUAGAGCUCUGCCUACUGGAGCUGAAGAAACUCUGCAUCCGAGAGGCUGAGCUAACUGGUCGGCUGUCUGCAGAUUACCCAGUGUUGUCUGGGGAGAAGCCGCCUCAAAUUCUCCAACGCAUCGGAGCGGCCUUCAAACAAGACGAGCAGAGCAUCCCACAGGGAGCAGUGGACUCAGAGCUGAACUCUGUGGAAGCUGAGUUAUCUCUUCAGCUGCAGAUAUACAAAGCGGCCCGAAGACUGUGCCAUGAGGAACACCUCAGCAAGGCGCAGAAGACAAGCCAGUUACAGCAGUGCAAGCGUGAGGAGAAGAAAGUCAAACAACUGCAGACAGCAUUUCAGCUGCACCUACAGCACGGGCGGUCUUCACCACGGCCAGGCUGCAUCAGCACACAGAGAGAUCAGGGCACUUCUGAUGAUAGCUCUCUGUCCGAUUCGGCGCUGCUCGAUGAAGAAAAGCUGAUCAGUCAAUCAUCUCAACCAUCCUUGGAGGCCCCUCACCCAGGAGGACCAGCAGACCCUCCCCAGCCCCCCCCAGACCCCUCACACCUCCCUGGGCCUAGCCCCCACAAGCCAACCCAUACUACUCCAACUCUGGAGGAGUUACAGUCCAGCUUCAACACCAACCUGGAAUUGGAGGCCCCUCCCAUCGAGCACUCCCCUUGGACUGAGUCCAGUCUGGACCAGCCUUACCAGAAAACCAAGAACAAGUCACACUCUUGUAGCAGCAAGUCAAGUCCAGCCGUGACCCCUGUGUUGCCUCCAGUGGAAGCCUGGUAUGAAGACACUGCUCUGCCCCUGCAGUUCUCCCAUCUCAGACUGUGCCCAAUCCAGUCAAACAGCGCCCCCUCCACCCCAGAGAUGCACCUUCGCCAUCAGUUUUCUCUCAGGCUUCCCAACAGUGAGCCUCCGUUGAACCUGGAUAAGGACCGGGGUCGUACCCGUGUUCCCAGGAGGCUACUUACGGAAUACGUGGUAACGUCUCCAGGCGAGUCCCCCAUCCAGAGGGGAGGCUACAGAAACCACAUUUACCACUCCAGCUCUGAGACUGAGAACAGUAACUCUGAACACUCUGCCCCAUCCUAUACUAGCUCCCUGUGUCGUGAGAUGCCCUGUGACCUGCCAUGGCAGUGUCAGCCCACCUAUAGGUACCAGUCCAGCCCCAACGACAAUCAUGGACCAAUGGCCUCCCCAGGCCCCGGCUUCUACCAAAAUCACCAGCAUCAGUCCACCCCCAGCUUCCACAGGGGUUACUAUGACCACGGGAUGGUCUACCCUUCAGAGAUGGACAUGGCCAGGCUGUAUCACGGCCCUCCGCCCCCCUAUCACUCCAGCCGAUAUGAGCACUGGUAUGAGGAGGCCCCUGUGCACCCCCAGCGGGCUCUCACGUCCCUUUCCCCCCACGUCAGACUGUCCCGCGCCCCCUCACUCAGAGACUACCCCCACCACCCCUCCAGAGGCUUCCCCCGGCAGGUGGUAAACGAGGAGCUCAAGUCAUGGCACCAGCGCAACCAGUUCAGACCUCACUCCCUCGACCGACAGACUGCGAUCAGGGUGAGGAACGUACCUGGCCACGAGUCACCUCUCUCCCACCACCACAAGUACCCUGAACAGGCUCCCCAGAGACGGGUCCUCCAGAAGGCAGCGGAUGGGACCCCGGAGCAGUGGUUUGUGGGUGACGAGUCAGAGCUCAUCAGUCAGGUGUAGGACUAGGGAGAGGGCCCCAAGUGCCACACCCUCUCUGGAACACUAACCUCUGCCCCCAGUCCACAAAGCCCUAUUUAUUCAUUAAUGUAUUACACUAAUGGACCUGGUGCAGAUAUGAGAUGAGGGAGACCAGGCAUAAUAUGAAAGAGGGCCUGAGGCUUUAUACCAUUGACCUCAACAUGUUACCUGGGCAACAACAAAAGAUCAACUGAAGGCAGGAAGUAACAGACCACAAUGCUAAAAUAGUGCCGCCCUUUUUACUGUGAAAGAUCUACUGUUUUGAACAUUAAUUCAUAGUUAGCAUUAUUUUGUACGGAUCUGUUUAGUACUAUGAAAAAUGUUUCUAAACUAUUUUUCUAAAAGAAAAUGUUUCUCUGUAGAAGUUAAUAAAUAAAGAUUUAUACUGUUAAUCCUGUCAGUGUCAUUCUGUUAUGAAUGUAAUUUUCUUCAGAAUUGGGAAUUCAAUUCCAACAGGAAUGUGGACCGGUCUUUUGUUUCAUAGGAUCAGAAUAAGUACCAGUAUUCUUUUUGUCAUCAAUUGACCAUUCAGCAUUGAAGAUGCACUAUCCUUUAUCAAUUUACUAUUUACCUGGCAAACAUUUAGAGCAAAAAGCUAAUUGAAUGGCAACUGAGUUCAACUGAUGCCUUUAUUUCUUACCUUUUGCCACCUGGUUAUGGACGUUAAUUACGCCAUUGAUAAACCAUUUUAUUAUGCAUAUGAAUACACUUUCUGUACAUAGAUACAUGAUACUUAAAAGUUGUACCAUUUUACUAUGGAUGUCACAUUGAACAAUGCCACAAAACAUAUGUAAUUCUCUCAUAUUCCACGUAUCCGAUGAAUGAUAUUAAUAGUUGUACUGAUCUGUAAUCAGGUUCUGUUUUUUUGUUUGUUUACAUAAGAGUUUUAGCUGGCUGGCUAAUGUGCACAGUUCCUGUAAAACUACAUUUCAUAAAUGUAAGUAUUUGUUUCAAUAAAUAAAGUUCGUAUCUCUGAA
This is a messenger RNA of Oncorhynchus nerka (sockeye salmon), 3051 nucleotides long. Its product is annotated as innate immunity activator protein-like. The record is from RefSeq and is a predicted model, not a curated record. Gene Ontology annotation, biological process: positive regulation of protein ubiquitination; adherens junction maintenance. Lineage: Eukaryota; Metazoa; Chordata; Actinopteri; Salmoniformes; Salmonidae.